UAUGAUCUAAGUUACUCAUACUAAGUUACUGAUACCAUGUUAUGUCAGUAGUUGUUCGGGAAACUGAAAACAUUUUAAAACCUAGGGUGGAUUUGUAUGAAAACCAAGUUUGUGUGUGUGUAAAUGCGAUAAAGGUCAUUAAAUGUAUUUACUCACUCAGCAGGGAAAAAUUAGAAACCAUGAUUAUGGGCGGAGCUGUUGUAUGACAUCACUGAAGGUUAGUCAAAUAAUUAAAUGAAAGUGAAGCUAAGUUAAACAGAGGAGCUGGAAGUUUUUUUAAAAACAUCAACCCCAAACACUGAAACUACUGAUCGCAUCUGAUAUUCAUCAAUAGCAUGGCGUCCUCCAGUGGUGCACUUAGUCAUGAGCUCCAGUGCUUCAUCUGUCUGGAUGUGUUCACUGAUCCAGUCACCACUCCAUGUGGACACAACUUCUGCAGAACCUGCCUGAACAAGUUCUGGAGAAACACACAGACCUGCUUCUGUCCAAUCUGUAAAGAAACAUUCAGCAGAAGACCUGAUCUCAUUGAUCCCAGAAUGCAACCUCUAGUGAGGGGGACAAACCAACCCACACUCCAUCGAACACAAUCUCUACCGAAGUGGACAAACAAACCCCCGGUGCCGGUCCCGCUCCCCCGUAUCCGGUCUCUAAAGAGGAGAAACCAACCACCGCUCCCACGAAUGCAAUCUCUACAGAGGGCUCAAGUCAAUAUGAUAUCCACAGGGCCCAGAAACCAUAGAGGCACCCCUGAGUACAAUGAUGAGAGUGUUGUGCAACACUUUCAGGAGAAGCUCAAUCUAGGAUCUGAAGUGUUUUGUGACAUCUGUGUUGAAAGAAAGCAGAAAGCUGUGAAGUCCUGUCUGAUGUGUCAAAGCUCUUACUGUGAGACUCAUCUGGAGCCCCAUCACAGAGUCCCACGUCUAAAGAAACACAAACUGAUCAACGCUGUGGAAAAUCUGGAGGAUUAUAUAUGCCAGAAACACGAGAGACCUCUGGAUCUGUUCUGCAGAGAUGAUCAGACGAGUGUGUGUCUGUCCUGCACUGAAGGAGACCACAGGACUCACAACACUGUUCCUAUAGAAGAGGAGAAUCGAGAGAAGUUGGUUAAGAAAAAGACGGUGCAGCAUAUGAUUCAGAACAAAAUGAAGAAGAUUCAAGAGAUCCAACACUCAGUAGAACUGCGAAAAAGGAACAUGGAGAAAGAGAAAUCAGCCAGUGUUGAGCUCUUCACUGAUCUGAUCCGCUCCAUUGAGAGAUGUCAGUCUGAGCUGCUGAAGAUGAUGGAGGAACAGCAGAAAGCAGCAGAGAAACAGGCUGAAGAUCUCAUUAAAGAGCUGCAGCAGGAAAUCACUGAUCUGAAGAAGAGAAACACUGAGCUGGAGCAGAUCUCACACACUGAUGAUCACCUGCACCUCAUUCAGAUGUUCUCAUCCCCCCACAGUCAUUCACACACCAAGAACAAGACUGAGAUCAGUAUUGAUACUGAUGUGAAUGUGCUCCCUCUGCAUAGAGCUCUGACUCAACUGAAGAAAACACACACGGCACUAACUAAAAAACUCAGUAAAUCAGGGUUGGGAUGGGCUCAGAAGUAUGCAGUGGAUGUGACUCUGGAUCCUGAUACAGCGAAUCCAUGUCUAAUCCUGUCUGAUGAUGGGAAACAAGUCAGUCAUGGAGACAAUACGCAGAACGUCCCAGAAAACCCAAAGAGAUUUGAUGACUAUUGUGUUCUGGCAAAGCAGGGAUUCAGUUCAGGCAGAUUUUACUAUGAGGUUCAGGUAAAGGGGAAGACUGGGUGGAGUGCAGGAGUGGCCAGAGAAUCUGUUAACAGGAAGGGGGACAUUAGUCCGAGUCCUGAGGAUGGGCUCUGGUCUAUGGUAUUGAUUAAUCGGAGGCAGUAUAUAGCUUGUGAUAAUCCAGCAGUCGGUUUCUCUAACAGAAGGACACCUGAGACUGUGGGAGUGUUUGUGGAUUAUGAGGAGGGUCUGGUCUCUUUUUAUAAUGUGGGCUCCAGAUCUCAUAUCUACUCUUUCACUGCUCAGACUUUCACUGAGAAACUCUAUCCAUAUUUUGGCCCUGGCCAUAAUGAUAAAGGUAAAAACUCAAACCCACUUAUAAUUUCACCUGUCAGUUGAGACAAAGUGUUUUUCCUGAAAUCUCAUCUCAAAACAUUAACCAACUAUAAAUGUACUGUUAAGGAACCGAAUAUGUAAAGCAAUACCAAAAAAGUAAUUCACAUUCCAAAAUGAAAAAUUAUUUUAAUAAUUAGUUUAUAUUAAUGAUAAUAAAUGAGUGUAUGUGUUUAA
Molecule: messenger RNA, 2303 nt
Organism: Carassius auratus (goldfish)
Lineage: Eukaryota; Metazoa; Chordata; Actinopteri; Cypriniformes; Cyprinidae
Product: E3 ubiquitin-protein ligase TRIM39-like
Exons: 7
Coding region: 336-2132 (598 amino acids)
Molecular function (GO): zinc ion binding; protein binding
Source: RefSeq, a predicted model, not a curated record